GCUUCAUCUCCAUAUACAUACCAAACACUCCAAGACUGCUUCCCUUGGUAUGAAUGGCCCAAGGGUCAGUGUUCAGGUAUCAGGUUACUUGAUUAGCAAUGAACCUGGACCACUUGGCCUAGAGAGCGCACAAUAAAAGAGGGAGCUAUGCACUGCACCACAGUUUUCUGAAGAAGAAUGAAGCCAGAAGCCAAUCCCAAGAUGACGAUUCUCAGUUCUCCUGUUGGAUUGAGGAGCAUCAUCAACUCCCUAGUUGCCUUCUCCAUCAUUGUUAGCUCCGUCACCUUAUUGUUCUACCAAGGCCAGGAAGGGCAGGUGCCAAUGGUGAUCGAGCAUGAACACCCAAAAAUGCAGGUGCAGAUGGCGGCUGAGCACCAUGAACAACUGAGAGUGACGGAAGCACCUGUGCCGUUGACAGCUGAGCUCCCAGAUGCCAGAAAGGAGGAAUGCAAUUGGUCGACAGGACGGUGGGUGUAUGACAAUUUGUCCCGGCCAUUGUACUCUGGACUCAAGUGCUCCUUCAUCUUCCCUGAGUUGUCAUGCGACAAAUAUGGCAGGAAGGAUGUCAUGUACCAGCACUGGAGAUGGCAACCUUAUGGAUGCGACCUUCCUAGAUUCAAUGCCACCAGACUGCUUGAAAAGCUGAGAAACAAGAGAUUGGUGUUUGUGGGCGACUCACUCAACAGGAACCAAUGGGUUUCCCUGGUGUGCAUGGUGGAGGCUUCUAUACCUGACAACAGGCUCAAGAUGCGUGUUUUCAAUGGCUCACUCAUCUCCUUCAAGGCAUUUGAAUACAAUGCGACAGUAGACUUCUACUGGUCGCCGCUGCUGGUGGAGUCCAACAGUGAUGACCCCAUUGUCCACCGUGUGGAGUACAGGAUCAUAAGGGCAGACAGAAUCGAGAAGCAUGCUAAUGCCUGGAGGGAUGCUGACAUCAUUAUCUUCAAUUCUUACGUGUGGUGGAGGAAGCAUAAGGCUGACAUGAGGAUGAAGGUCAUGUAUGGUUCAUUUGAGAAUGGUGAUGCAAGGUUAGAGGAAGUAGAAAUGGUGGAUGGUUUCGAGAUAGCUCUCAAGAAAUUAACCGAGUGGCUGAGUGAGAACAUCGAUAAGAACAAGACUAGAAUCUUUUUCGCGGGAUCAUCACCAACACAUUCCUGGGCUAGCAACUGGGGUGGAGUGGACAGGAACAAAUGCCUUAAUGAGACAGAACCGAUCUACAAAGUUGGAUAUAAAGAGGCAGAUUACAGUAUGAUGGAGAAGGCGAUGUCAUAUUUUGGGACGCUGGAGCAGAAGGGCAUACGCGUCGAUAUACUGAAUAUCACCGAGUUGUCUGACUACCGUAAGGACGGGCACCCGACGGUGUUCAGGAAACAAUUCGCCCCUCUGACAAAGGAACAGAUGGCGAGCCCAGCCAGCUACGCGGAUUGCACGCACUGGUGCCUCCCGGGUGUUCCUGAUGUCUGGAACGAGUUCUUGUACGGCUACCUCAUGUACAAAUGACCAACUACGCCAGUCAGAGUACGUACAUAUAUGAAUAUAUGAAGUGCAAAUGGC
Molecule: messenger RNA, 1554 nt
Organism: Panicum virgatum (switchgrass)
Lineage: Eukaryota; Viridiplantae; Streptophyta; Magnoliopsida; Poales; Poaceae
Product: protein trichome birefringence-like 34
Exons: 5
Coding region: 178-1500 (440 amino acids)
Cellular component (GO): Golgi apparatus
Molecular function (GO): O-acetyltransferase activity
Source: RefSeq, a predicted model, not a curated record